ACCCAAGCGCGGAUUAGAGUCCCGUGCCCGAUUCAUGGACGUAAGCGGGAAUAGCCACCCCUACUAGGAACCUUUAUUAAACAAAUUUGUAAGAGAAAGUGUUCCUCAGUUUUGAUCUGAGCAAGAGCAGAGAAAAUAACAAAGGCUAAAAGGAAAAAACACACACACCAAAUUUCAAAACCUUUGUCACUCUACUCACUGCAACUACAACAUCCUCUCUUUCCCAUGGAUUACCUUAAGUCCGCGCUUCCUUCUCAAAUAAUGUCAGAACGAGGCUCCAAUCUGGUUGUUAUCAACCCAGGUUCUGCAAAUGUUAGGAUUGGCUUGGCUUCACAGGACACCCCUUUUAAUAUUCCUCAUUGCAUUGCUCGCCAUACCAAACAAAUUCCUAACUUUACUGUUAUAGAUCAGAUGCUUAAUAGUAUGGUUACAACAACACAGCUCAUCGAAAGGGAAAAAGCUUAUGAUUUUAUUGCACCAUUGUUGAAGAUACCGUUUUUGGAUGAAGGUCCCGGUAACUCUUUCCCCCGUAAGAUGGGACGUGUUGAUGGACACAAUCCUCAUAUCAGGAAGGAUUUGCCGUUGACCUGGACUAAUGUCUAUGAGGAGGCCACUAAUUCAUCUGUAUCAUUAGAGACUUCAAGUAAAGAUGAGACUGGUCAGUUUUUGGAUCCAAAAGAAGGUACACAUUCAAAGGAACCUAAUGCAAGUGAAAGAAAAUUCAAAGAGUUCAUUUGUGGUGAGGAAGCAUUAAGAAUAUCCCCAACUGAACCAUAUUGUUUUUGCCAUCCAAUUCGCAGAGGACAUUUGAACAUUUCACAAUAUUAUUCCAUGCAGCAGGUACUUGAAGAUCUACAUACUAUUUGGGACUGGAUUUUAAUAGAGAAACUGCACAUUCCUCACAAUGAAAGAAAUAUGUAUUCUGCUGUUCUUGUGAUGCCAGAAACAUUUGACAAUCGUGAAAUAAAAGAAAUUCUAUCUUUAGUACUACAAGAACUCCGCUUUGGCUCAGCAGUGGUACACCAGGAAGGUCUUGCAGCAGUUUUUGGAAAUGGAUUAUCAACAGCAUGUGUUGUGAAUAUUGGUGCCCAGGUGACAUCACUUAUAUGCAUUGAGGAUGGAGGUGCUCUACCUUCAACCGGAAAGACUUUGCCUUUUGGUGGUGAGGAUAUAUCAAGGGCUUUUCUCUGGACCCAAAGACACUACCAGACUUGGUCACCAGUUCAUUCAGAUGUUUUUGCAAAACCUAUAGAUCUGCUAAUGUUAAAUCAACUGAAAGAGACAUAUUGUGAAGUCAAGGAGGGGGAACUUGAUGCUGUUGCAGUAGUUCAUUCCUUUGCGGAAAAAGUGCCAGCUGUGUCUCACAAGACAAGGCUUUCUGCUCUUAAUGUUCCUCCUAUGGGAUUGUUCUAUCCAACACUUUUAACUCCUGAUGUGUAUCCUCCUCCUCCCCGUACUUGGUUUCACGACUAUGAGGAUAUGCUUGAAGAUACAUGGCAUAUUGACUUUUCCCGGAGGUCUGACAUGCCAGAUACUUUCUAUCCCAAUGUUAAUGGAGGAUUACCAAUGUGGGAAAGCUAUCCAGUUUUUUCAACUAAGCCAAAAAAAGAAGAGAAAGUUGGCCUUGCAGAGGCUAUUACUAACUGCAUUCUCUCAACUGGUCGCAUAGACAUCCAGAGAAAAUUAUUUUGUAGCAUACAAUUGACUGGUGGGGUGGCUUUGACAAGUGGCUUAGUUGCAGCAGUAGAAGAAAGAGUUUUACAUGCCAUUCCUCCAAAUGAAGCAAUUGAUACUGUGGAGGUUCUACAAUCAAGGACAAAUCCGACGUUUGUGUCUUGGAAGGGCGGGGCGAUUCUUGGUGUUCUUGAUUUAGGCAGGGAUGCAUGGAUAAGUCGGGAGGACUGGAUUCACAAUGGGGUCCAUGUUGGAAGUAACAAAAAAUACAAGGAUUCAUAUUAUCUUCAAGCUCAAGCUAUGUGUUAUAUGAAUUCUUGAAAGGAUGAUGAGACACUACAAUGAAGACAGGAAGAAGAAGAAAAAAAUGCAAAGAAUAUUUGAAGGCUACGUGUGAUAAUUAGUUAAUUAUAUGGAUUACAAUUCCAUAAUCCCCGGCUAACUAGGCCAUAGCAAACUCAAGUCUCACGUCGGAAGCUUAGGCAAAAGAAAUGGAAAGUAGUCCUUAUGAAUAUAACUUAUAGUCUACCUUGAAAUUUAAGAAGGGGUCAAUUACCCGGAUUCUCAUUUUGCCAUUGUUUUUACCUUUUGAAAUUUUAUAUUAAAUUAAAUAUUAUUUUGUUUAGUAGCAUAUGGCUAUUGAAGUGAGAAA
Molecule: messenger RNA, 2326 nt
Organism: Glycine soja
Lineage: Eukaryota; Viridiplantae; Streptophyta; Magnoliopsida; Fabales; Fabaceae
Product: actin-related protein 9-like
Exons: 20
Coding region: 226-1995 (589 amino acids)
Biological process (GO): double-strand break repair; regulation of DNA-templated transcription
Cellular component (GO): Ino80 complex
Source: RefSeq, a predicted model, not a curated record